AAGUGGCUUCACUUGAGCCUUGAAGGAGGCUCAGGGUGUUCACCUCCGGCUUCGGCACCAAGUCCUUGAAGGGUACUGAGCGCGUGUGAUCACCAGAGAUGGGAGGCAGGACCACGUGGCUGCUCCCGGCUCUGCUCCUUCUCCUCUACCCAGGUUCAGCUGCCAUCACGAGUCCAAAAGCAGCGAGAGGCCUAGAGCGGGGCUCGCUGACUGUGCAGUGUCAAUACGGCCCUGGGUAUAAGAACUACGUGAAGUGGUGGUGUCGAGGAGCUGACUGGGGCCGCUGCAAGUUCUUUGUUAAAACCACUGGAUCAGAGCAGGAGGUGAAGAAGGACCGUGUGUCCAUCAAGGACAAUCAGAAAAAUCGCUCGUUCACUGUGACCAUGGAGAAGCUCAGGCUGAACGAUGCAGACACUUACUGGUGUGGGAUUGAGAGAAUUGGAACUGACCUGGGGGUCCAAAUUGAAGUGACCGUUGACCCAGCACCAGGUGCAGUGCCGACCACCACCUCCACUACCACCACGUUCACAGCGCCAGUCACCACGGGAGACACCAGAGGCCACCCCUCCAACGGCGGCAGACCCCACGGAAACAGAAAAACUGUACUAAACGCUGAUCACGUGCCAACCACAAGCGGAGACAUGAAUCUACAAGUGAACAGAAGACUCUGGCACCCCUGCCCUGAUGUAUUUUUGCCACUUCUGUGGAAGGAAACCCUGGUACCAGCUCCAUCCCUCACCUCCCACGUGCAUGGCUGAAGAUGAGCAUGGCCUCACGUCCCCUCCUGGUCACCAGAGCCCUUCCUGUUAAUAGCUCCACAUUUUCUUUCCUCUUUUGCAUGUACUCAGUUUAACUGCUGCUCUCAUUUGGGGUACCGAGGGAGAUAACCCCAUGCAUUUGGGGGACGGUAGGGGUAAUUCAUCAGUCUGACACCUGAGUUAGAACAGACCAGCAGCUGUGAGCUACGGGUGCCUGGGGAGGGAUGAACCUGGGAAUACGGCUCCUCAUCCUUUUAAAGAGCCCUAGACCAAGAUUCCUCAGAUGUGAAUUAAGCUCUUUCUGACGAUUCAUUGUGGAGGAAGGGAGAGGGCACCAGGAGCUCAUUAAUGAAGAGAAAAGGACAGCUGUUCCCUUCCUCUUAAGCCCCUCUUCUGGGCUUUGACUUCUGGGCAGCUUCAAGACCAAAGAUGGAGGCCCCUAGAGCAGAGGGACCACUGAGCAGGGGCAGGAGAAGCAGGGGCACCCCAGGCCAGGAAGGACAGCUUAGGACACAGCUGGAGGAGACCUGGUCUGCAGGGAGACCCUGCUCCCUGCUGGGGCCCUGACACCCGAGCCAAGCAGCCCCUCACUUAAACUCCCUCUGCACUAUGCUUGGGCCCCAAGUCCCCCUUUUACCUUCUUAUUUUUAACAACGUAUUUAAACCGCUGCUUCCCUGCCCUGAAAGACGACGGCUUUUGCAUCUUACCUAACUUUGCCCUCCCUCCUCUUUCCAGUACUGAUUUGGUUAGUGUAGGAUUUUUGUAUUUAUGAGAUUUUUAUUCUGUUCUGUAAAUGUUUGAUAUGUAAAUUAAAAAAUAAUCAUUUAGUUCUUUUUCUAGUUUUCAAUCUAUUCAUUGCUCACCAUAGCUUCUGUUUUCUCAUGAUUUAACUUUUCCGUUUGUUGGCAAAUUUUCAUCACAAUGUAGUUUUUCUCUUUUUAAAUGGCUCAUGGGUGCUGUAUUUCAUAGUUCUUGCAGCCAUGAGAUUGUUGCUUGCUCAAAUAGUUGAAAAACAGCAACGCUGAGUAUAAAAUUCGUGGAACUCCCUGUCUUUUCCUCUGAACGUGUAGAUUUUCCUUCACUGUCUCCUGGGAUGCAGUGUGGUUGUGAUGUCUUUCCAUCACAUGCACAACUUGCUCUCUCUAAUUUGAUAUCCUUUCUGAUAUGAGCCCAUUAGAUUCUAUCGUUAUGCUUGAAGGUCUGUAAUUUCAGAAUAUUUUUGGUGUCCAUCAUCAGUAUCAGUUCUUUCCCUGGGACACUGUG
Molecule: messenger RNA, 2022 nt
Organism: Camelus dromedarius (Arabian camel)
Lineage: Eukaryota; Metazoa; Chordata; Mammalia; Artiodactyla; Camelidae
Gene: CD300LD
Product: CD300 molecule like family member d
Exons: 4
Coding region: 99-758 (219 amino acids)
Cellular component (GO): plasma membrane
Molecular function (GO): transmembrane signaling receptor activity
Source: RefSeq, a predicted model, not a curated record